ACAGUUACAUUAUAUUCAGACCUGGGUUUGUCCUGCACUAACAGGUUCAGUGUCUCUAUAAUCCUUUUCCACGGAUAAAAUUCUGAGAGUACGGGUCCUUGGUACUUAAAUUGGGUUCUUUUAAUGGAUGGGAAAAAACAAAAAUUAUGAAAAUUCUCCAAAGCCUUCCAUAAAAGAUUUAGUGUUAGAGGAUAACACCAUAAUUUGUAUAUCGUCCCGUCUUUUCGUCGCCUGUUGAAGUUGGAUCUAAUUUUUCUCUGUGAGUCAUUCUCUUUCCUGUUACGCACAAUAAAUAAGCAACUGACGGUUUAAUUAGGAUUUUUAAUAAAGGAAUUUUUUUCUGGAAGAGGCAAACAAGCAUCUACCAUCAUGUACUGUUUUCUCGCUGGCCAACCACUUAUUUUGUUAUUCCACUGUUAGGCUGCACCUGCAUCCUCCUGAAUGCCUGUUGUUUUCAUAUACAUGGUAAUGUGUCUGCUGUGUUGUUUUAUACAUUGAAGGUGAGGCAUAUCAUUCGCUCCUGCUUUGUCAGCCUGUCAGACAGCUUUCCUAUUUUCUAGCGGUGGAUAGUGCUUGUCUGACUUGUGCUUUCCAGAGAAGUAAUAAAACCUAUGAAAUAUUCCGUUUCUUGUUUCCCGCUCUCCUCUCCGUGCUUUUUUAUUAUUUCUAAGGACAUAAAAAAGAUGAGUGUUGCCCACAAGAAUAAGACGACAGGCGAAAUGAAGAAAACACGUGUUGUGGUUUUGGUGAAGCCAUUGAGGAUCUUUGCCCUUAUAGUGUAGAUAGUAAGGGUAAUCUUGCACUGUCAGCAGUCUGAGAACGGUGUGCACAAAGUGUAGCUGUGAGGGGUUAGAGGUGGUAAGAAUUCAUCAGAAAGACACGGGGGAGAUGCAUAUGAAACAGCAGGAUUGGGGGUCCGUCCCCAGGAACUUCUGAGCGGCACUUUUAUUUCCUACAUUCUGGUGAAUUUUAAUGCACCAGAUUGAGCCUUAUCUGCAUCCUUUUAUGGUGAAAAUGUUUGAUGUCAAAAUCAAAUAGCUACUUAAAUGUUUUUAUUAGGGAAGACAAAUGCACAGGUUCUAAAUAUUGAGGGAGACAUGUCCCCCUGCAAAAUUUCCACUUAUUGAGACACCUACAGACAACAUUUAUUGAAGACUCAGAAUGAAAAUUAGCAAAGAAGAUGGAAUAGCCAAUAAACUCCCACAGCUGACGGAACAAUUAUAAUAUUAGUAGAACUAAAUUGUUCCUCUUAACUAUUUGACUUGAUCCAUCCUUCAAGUACAAGUUCAACAUUUAGGGAAUUUUAAUUAUUUGUUUUGUUGCAGAGUAUUCUAUGAGAAGAUUGAUAUCUACAUGUAUGCUUAAAAUGUGAAUCUAACCACCAGCAGCUGACUAACUAAACUCAGCACAAAGACAAGAUUACUACAAAAUCUCAUAACCAGCACCUCCAAAACGCAAUAAUCUACCUGUAUGUAGUUUUGAUCCAUUAAAAAAUCGAUGUGUAAAAAAACCAAAAAAAAAAAGCCUGUUUUCGUGCAGUCAUGUACCAGUACCGGACACCAGUAACUUUAUGGAGCAUGCUGGUUGCCUGGCAACUGAUCCUGAUAAAGAAAUCUAGUGUUAGUUUGCGUCAGGAAAGCAAAUAUUAUAUCUCCAAAUAGUAUUGUAUAUCUCCAAAAUAUUGAGCUUUACCUUUAAAUGACAGGGCUAAGAGCUGAAACUAAAUACUCUAAAACUGACAUGGUACAUGAAAACAAGGAGGCCUGUUAAAGCUCAGCUCACAAGUAAGUCAACCUCAUGUUUUAGUAUGGUGUGAUGUGGGCACAAAUGGCACUCCCCGUGUGUUUAAAACUAAUGCUUCAUGAAAACAGUAUAAAGGCAGAAUGAGAAGGAUUUUUCCUAGACUCUAAAAAAAAAAGCAUCCUACUCUGUCAUUACUUAUGACCCACAGUAAGUGUGAGGUGGUAUCUGUAUCUACAGAAAACCCCCCAUCGGCCUGUAUUUUCUUUUUUUGCUGUAUUUGGAAAGUUUCUGGGCCUCAACUCUUGAGCACUGAUGUGUAGCCCCCAGCCAAUAACAGGCGCAGACUGUGAGGGUAGGAGUCUAUUAAAAUCUAGCGACCAGGUGCCAUAUCAUGAGAAUCCAUCCAAGUUGAGCAAGGGAGGAUGGGCCAACUUUGAAUGCUGUGUUCACAAAAACCCUACUCAUUCAGUUACAAAUAUAUCUACCAAUCUUUUAUAGUGUAGCACAAACUAGACUUUGCAAUCAUUUCAGAGCUGUUCCAGGGGUUUGUCUCUGCCAGUUGGUCUCUGUGGUCUCUGCUUCAAAGGUUUUUGGGAGAAUGACUAUCCAUCAGGGAUAACUGUUAGUCAAAAAACUGCCAAUAAUCGAAUGCAAAUCAGCUACGUUUUUAGGGAAGCAUUCCUUUUCAUUUCAAAGAUCCCACACAACUUUAAUCCUUUUGGAUGCUAAUUUCUGUGAUGCAUAGUAAGAAUUAAAGUCACUAUAAUACAUGAUAUAAUACAUGUUCAUCCUCUUGAAAAGAAGCUAGAUGACACUGAAAAUGGAUUGACUUCAUGUACGUGUUUCACUCGACUUUAGGUUAAGACCCAGUGUGCGUGUGUUAACUAUGAACCCACAAAAGUUUCACUACAAGUCCUUCCACCACGUAAAGCUCACCAUGCUUCUCUGUUUCUGUUACCUUCUCACACACACACACACACAGACUAUAUAUAUAUCAGUCUAAAUUUAAAGGUCAAUGUCACAGAACAGGAAAUGCAUGAAUACAGAUGGUCCCCUCUAAACAUGAACAGGGUAUUUAUUUGUUUCUUUAAUGCAUCUCUCACUUUCCAGCUCAUCAGUAUGAGUCUUUUUCUGUCUUAAGGCUUCUGGCCGAGCCAUCCGACUGCUGGUUUAUCUGCUCCGACACACACCCUCUCACUGGGGAAGUGUCACUCCACACCCCCCCUUCCACCUCCUCAUUCCUGCUGACUCCCUGCUCACCCUCUCCUCUCUCGCCUCCUCGUCGCCUCACUCCUCUCUGGAUGCCAGUAGCUUCUAGUCAUGGAGCAGACAACAGUCACACACCAACCAAAGUUAACUGUCAACAAAGACUCAGCAUCAGCAGUUCAAGAGGAGGAAGUAGAGGGCUUCACCACAGGAAGUGAAGAUGACUCGAGGUCGAACGAUGUCCCUGCAGUGACAGACCCGAUACUCACACAGCCUGGCCUCGGCGUCACCACGACAACCAUCACCACCAUCACGCAGACGGGAGGAGACUGGAGCACCGGUCUGUUCGACAUCUGCGGAGACAAGAUUACAUGUGUUCUCGGGGCACUGGUGCCGUGUUGUUUGGACCUGAGUUUGGCUCACCAGUAUGGCGAGUGUCUGUGCAUGCCACUACUACCAGGAUCUACUUUUGCCAUGCGAGUUGGGAUCAGGGAGCGAUACAAGAUACGGGGAAGUGUGUGUGAGGACUGGACCACAGUGUGCUGCUGUUACCCUCUGGCCGUUUGUCAGAUGAUAAGAGAGAUGAAGCGGAGGAUGAAGACACAGACCUAUCAUGUGUCCACUGUCCUCGAAUGCUCCUGAUGAAACGCUAGACAGUCAGUGAGGCCUGUCCUUUACUAUGCAACUGAGACUGGCGAGGACCAACAGAGAUCAUUGGUGCUAUAUAAAUAGCACAAAGAAUCAAUACUAUAACAUUUUAAAUGCCCCUGGGGAUACCUUGGGCAAUGGGUCAAGCCUAUCAUAUCAUUCAUUGAAGACUGGAAAGGAAUAACUUUGAUUCAUAGCAUAACGGCAAAAAGAAUACAAGCUGUAAAAUCUGAAUGAGGGCGUAGGAUUACCAUAUUAGAGAUUGAUAGAUUUUGACUGAAACCUACCUUAAAGUUGCUGUUGGACCUGUUUAGAAAGGGAAUUAUAAAUGAACUGCAUACAUUAUAAGGUGAAAAGCAGGUGGCAAGGCACACGCUUAUUUGGUUUCAGUAGCUGUCACUGUCAGCAAACGGCGCUAAACAUCUGGCACAACUCUGAGUCACACACCAGAAACUUUUAGAAAACAGACAGCAUUUUAAAAUUCGAAAUACGUUUUUAUGCACACAAUCAAUUCUUUCUUAACCCCCGAAGAUGCAAUACUCUAAUAUAACUUUUUUGAUCAUCUUAAUCAGGAUACAACCACAGUCAAAGCCAUUCAACAUAGUUUUAUAUGUAUUGUUGAACAUUUUGACUCCUUCAGGCGUGAUGGCAUCAUUGACAGAGUAGUAGUCUAGUAGUCUAGACCUUUUCUGACUUCUUCUAAACAGUCUAAAUGGGCCUCUGUGUAUUUCCUGUUACAAUGUUUCUUAAAGCAAUAACUGACAGGAAACAAACAUUGGCCAAAUCUGUUUUCCCUGGCAACAUAAUAGCCACUGACAGGUCUAUGGAGACAUGCACUCAGUUUCAUUUUGAUGUGAAAUAUCUGUCUAAAAAAUUUCUUUGGCCACAUCCGUAAAGGUAAAUAUUUUUUUUUUUGUCAAAACAAGGAAAAUUUAAAAGCUGUCUUUCCAAAAAACAAUGUCUCCUGUGCUUUGGAUAUUCAGCAAAGCUUGCUGACAACAAUUCAUAACAGCAAUUUCUUCAAUAGACAAAAAUAAAAUGAAAGUCAUUUGGGUGAACCAGCCCUUUAAUUUUGAUUCACAUUCCAAAGGUCACCAGACGUCAUGUUCAGUCCCCCUCAGAUACAAAGCGAAUAUGAAGUGAGGAAACUUUCUAGACCUUGAGGCACAAAUUGUGAAAUGGGGACAUGACUCGACAAUUUCUGCAAAUCAGACUAAUAAAUGUCAUUUUCAGCGUUACAUUUAAAUCAAAGCAAAGCCAGAGAAGCACAGAAAAGCUCAGUCAGCUUUGUUUGAUUUUAGUCAUUUGAUUUUCAAAGGCUGUAAGAGUUGUUUUAUUUAUUUGUGAGCCAAUCCGUUCAGUAUGCAGAACCACUUGUCUGAUUACCCGGCAUAGCUCAGAUUACAGUCAACAGUUCAAGUACAGUCUGAAGAUAAUAAAGGCCAUUUCCAUAUUUCUGAUAUUCCUUCAUCCUUCUGUUCUUUAAUUUACCUCAGGCAUUCAAUCUAAUUAAUAAUCCAGCCCUGAUUGCUGUGGUUCCCUGAACCCAAAAUGCCAACCAGAGAGAACGCAUGUGGAAAAUGUUAUUUCUACACAAAGCGGAUUGGGUCCCCAAAGGGCAAAUAUGUAAUUUGCUAACUCUUAUGGAUGUGGUCCCUAACCUGCAGCAGCUUCAAAUGAAAUGGGGAAAGAGAGAAAAUUGGUUUGGUUUCAAGAGAUGUGAACAAAAAAAAAGAAUCAUAUGUUGCAUACUGUACAGUAUACGACACAUUUUCAAGGAGUUAAUCUGAGCAUGGAAAUAAAUAUGUUGAAAUCAUUGCAAUUCUUCAUAAGUGUAUAUCUUAUCUGAUUAUUUUGUUGUUGGUUUUGAGUUUAUCUAAAGUUCCCAUCCUUAACGAACAGUGUCCCCCAAGUAAAGAUGUAUAAAGUGUCAAAAUAACAGAACAAUGCCUCUUAUGAAAAGUUAUUUCACAUUCAGUGAGGACAAAUUAUUCCAAAUUAUAGUCCUUGCAGCAUACAAUUGAACACUGUGUAGGUGCUAUUUUAGGCUGUUAAUGCUUCUACCUUUAGUAAGAAAAUACCUCUUUGCUUUGCAUUAUGGGGGA
Messenger RNA from Plectropomus leopardus (leopard coralgrouper), 5702 nucleotides. Lineage: Eukaryota; Metazoa; Chordata; Actinopteri; Perciformes; Serranidae. The record is from RefSeq and is a predicted model, not a curated record.